Messenger RNA from Lemur catta (Ring-tailed lemur), 1203 nucleotides. It is a transcript of the gene SPSB2, whose product is annotated as splA/ryanodine receptor domain and SOCS box containing 2. Lineage: Eukaryota; Metazoa; Chordata; Mammalia; Primates; Lemuridae. The record is from RefSeq and is a predicted model, not a curated record. Gene Ontology annotation, cellular component: SCF ubiquitin ligase complex. Gene Ontology annotation, biological process: protein ubiquitination; proteasome-mediated ubiquitin-dependent protein catabolic process; intracellular signal transduction. Gene Ontology annotation, molecular function: protein binding. Bases 170 to 961 code for a protein of 263 amino acids. The transcript is spliced from 3 exons.
GGCUGUCAGCGCCCCGCGGGCCUCGGCUUCUCUCCGCCCGGCUCCUCCUGACGCCGGGUGACCGCCCGCGCUGAGAAGCCCAGCGAGGUCAGUCCCGAACUGGAGUUCAACUUUCAGAAGAGAGACGACCCAGCAACUCUCUCGGGGAGUCCUUCAGCUCCUCACCUCCAUGGGCCAGACGGCCCUGGCGGGGGGCAGCAGCGGCACCCCCGCCCCACAGGCCCUGUGUCCUGACCUCUCUUGUCCCGAGGGCUUGGAGGAGCUGCUGUCUGCCCCCCCUCCUGAUCUGGGGGCCCAACGGCGCCACGGCUGGAACCCCAAGGACUGUUCAGAGAACAUCGAGGUCAAGGAAGGGGGGUUGUGCUUUGAGCGGCGGCCCGUGGCCCAGAGCACUGAUGGGGCCCGGGGUAAGAGGGGCUACUCGAGGGGCCUGCACGCCUGGGAGAUCAGCUGGCCCCCGGAGCAGAGGGGCACGCAUGCUGUGGUGGGCGUGGCCACGGCCCUCGCCCCGCUGCAGGCUGACCACUACGCGGCGCUGCUGGGCAGCAACAGCGAGUCGUGGGGCUGGGACAUCGGGCGUGGGAGGCUAUACCACCAGAGCAAGGGGCCCGGGGCCCCCCAGUACCCAGCCGGACCUCAGGGUGAGCAGCUGGAGGUGCCGGAGAGACUGCUGGUGGUUCUGGACAUGGAGGAGGGAACUCUGGGCUACGCUAUUGGGGGCACCUACUUGGGGCCAGCCUUCCACGGACUGAAGGGCAGGACCCUCUAUCCGGCAGUAAGCGCUGUCUGGGGCCAAUGCCAGGUCCGCAUCCGUUACCUGGGCGAAAGGAGAGCGGAGCCACACUCCCUUCUGCACCUGAGCCGCCUGUGUGUACGCCACACCCUGGGGGAUACCCGGCUGGGCCAGGUAUCUGCUCUGCCCUUGCCCCCUGCCAUGAAGCGCUACCUGCUCUACCAGUGAGCCCUGUGACACCACAGAUUGUGCUGGGGCCUUGCCACCACCCCUGCCCUGGGGAGGCGCUGCUAGCCCAGAUCAGCUACUUAAAGCCAGUGAGGCUGGGCCCCUACCCAAUCCAUGCUCUGGGGAUGGCUCAGAGCCAUUCAGAGGGUGGAAGGAGGGAGGUGAUAUUCAAGGCUGUGGCAGCCUGGUACGAAAGACAUUUUUUUCAAGUAAAAAUAAUGAGAGAUAUGUUGUUAUAGAAA